AUGAAGAAAAGGCAAACAAGUUUGGACGAUUUUCUAACAAAAAAACCGAAAAGUGACGUGGAUUCAGUACGGGCCGAUGAAAAUCAUGCAGUGGUCUUGAACCCUCAGGUGGAAAACAAAAUAGAUGACACUCUGGCAUCCGAUGAAGGUGAAAGGUCAAGGGGAUGCUCAAGCGGAAUGUUAGACAUUGGAAAUUUUAUUGAUCGUCAUCCGAAUGCCGAAACUUGUCACGAUAUUUUGGUCUCAGCUUGGAUUCCUGAUUCAUCAUUUGCGUUUCCUGUGGAGGAAGGUGGAUCAAGAAAAUUCCAAUUAUCCUGGCUGCAACAAUUCUCUUGGCUAUCGUACUCUGGACUACUCGACGGCGCAUUUUGUCGAUAUUGCUUCCUGUUUGCAACGAAAUCGAGCUCUGGUGCAAGUGGAGGACAAGCUCUUGGGAAACUCGUUGCUGAGCCGUAUCGAAAAUGGAAAAAUGCAUUGGAAAACUUUAGGAAGCAUGAAAGACUCGAUUAUCACCUCGCAAGCUCGCUGGCUGCUGAAAAUUUUUUGAAAAUUCAAGAGGGGCACAAACUUCCCAUUACCGCAAGUCUUAACAAUGCUGCCGAAGAGGAAUUGCAAAGGGGAAAAUUAAUUUUAGAUCCCAUAAUUAAGACCCUUCUAGUUUGCGGCAGACAAGGAUUGGCUCUAAGAGGACACAAAGACAGCGGAAGACUAUCGCUGAAGCAACCCGACGAAAAUGAUGGAAAUUUCCGUGCGCUUUUACGUAUGCGGAUUGAAAGCGGAGACGGAAAUCUGAAAACCCACAUUGAGACGUCACCUCAAAAUGCAACCUACUUGAGCCCCGACAUCCAGAACGAAAUUUUGAAUUUGUCAAGCCGUCAGAUUCAAGAAACAAUAGUCAAAGAAAUUAACUCGGCGAAGUGUUUCAGCAUAAUUGCGGAUGAGACUACAGACGUGGCUGAGAGCGGUACGGGCGAGUCAAUCGCAAUCAAGAUAAAAGAAGAGUUGCAAAAGUUAGGGAUCGAAACUAAGUAUUUGCACGGGCAAGGGUACGACGGGUGUAGCGUAAUGAAAGGAAGUGUUAAGGGAGUUCAAGCCAAGGUUAAGGAGUUAAUUAGUCCCAAGGCCUUAUACGUACACUGUAGCAGUCAUAGCUUUAACCUUGCCCUUACCGACGCCUGUAAGAUUCCGGAUAUACGAAACACUUUCCAGUCACUCAACGAGGUAAUAAAAUUUAUUCGGGCUUCGCCGAAACGAACCUCCACUCUAAAAAAUAUUACAGCAGAAAAUCCGACACACUACCAACGGGACAAACUAAUUUCGUUUUGUGAAACUCGAUUUGUUGAGAGGCACUCGUCAGUUCUACGAUUUGUGGAACUUUAUGACGCAAUAGUUGACCUUCUGGAAAUAUUGGAAAUCGAUGCAGAUUCCAACACAUCAAGCAAAGCCCACCAACUAUUAAUCUGCAUCACAACGAUACGAUUCGUUGUAUCAAUGUACGUGAUUGAAAAGGUCCUCUCCAUCACCAUUUCCUUCUCUCGACAGCUCCAGAGUCCCGACCUGGUUUUACUAGCAUGCCUUGAAAUGGCGGAAAAUAUCUUGGUACUAUUAACGGACAUCCAACUAAAUUCGACAACCGAAUUCGCUGUCGAGCAAAUUUGGAAGGUUGCUGCGACAACUUGCACAAAUCAGUCCGUCCCAGUUGAUCUUCCCAGGUCAGCCAAGAUUAAGUUAAAGAAAAAUCCACAAGAUCCUGGAAACACAAUGGACGCUGAAACGUAUUACCGUACAACAAUUUUUGACCCAUUUCUGGAGUGUGAUUGA
Messenger RNA from Folsomia candida, 1821 nucleotides. RefSeq names its product zinc finger MYM-type protein 1. The transcript has 4 exons. NCBI's taxonomy places the organism in Eukaryota, Metazoa, Arthropoda, Collembola, Entomobryomorpha, Isotomidae. The record is from RefSeq and is a predicted model, not a curated record. Bases 1 to 1821 code for a protein of 606 amino acids.